CCAAAAAGAACUCUCUUUUCCAAAGCAAAAAGUGGUUGUGGUUGUAGUUGUAGUUGUAGUGUAUAUAUACUACUAUGCGCAAAGAAGCAGAGAGCGCGCGCAGAAAUGGAAUUGGACGAUGAUGAGUGGGAGUUGAGUGCGGAAGAAAUGGAUUCCCUUGAAAGAGACGCCUUCGAGAAGAUCGCUCAACUGCAACGCCACAAUCCCUAUUCUUCUUCUUCUUCCACUGCUCCCCUCACGUGUUCUUACUAUAACAACAAUAAACAACCAGCAGCAGCACCACCACAACAACAAGAACAGAAACAGCGGUCUUUGCCUUCCAAACCCACUACUGAUUCUUCGUCUAAGAAGGUUGAAGCUUUGUGUCCUGGGUCCAGGGCAUUGCCCUCAUCAAUCACAACCAAAGUGAACAAUGAUGAACCAUCAGUAGGACUACCCAAGCUAUCUGUCAAAUUUUUUCUUCAUGCCUGCGGAAACAUUGCUUCAAAAUUCUCGUAUGACCAGGUACUAGUAGCUGCUUUUCGCAAAAUCCCCAACGCUACUUGGAAUGCAAAAGAAAGGGUGUGGAUGUUCCCGAUAUCUUCCUUGUCAUUGGCAGAAAAAGUCCUUGGUCAGAUAUCUGGUUACAAUGUUGAGGUGGAGAACAUAGAUCCCUUGGUGCAUCGUGCUAUUGCCGCUGCCUCUGGUCUUCCGGAUCUUCGAGACCGAUAUGACAGGAUGCCUAGCCAUGUUGAAUCUAAGCUUUUGCCUUUUCAGCGUGAUGGGGUUAGGUUUGUCUUGCAGCAUGGAGGGCGUGUUCUCCUAGCAGAUGAAAUGGGACUGGGAAAGACUUUGCAGGCUAUUGCUGUAAGUGCAUGCAUCCGUGACUCAUGGCCUGUUCUUAUUCUUACGCCUUCUUCCUUACGUCUGCAUUGGGCUUCAAUGAUUCAGCAAUGGCUCGACAUUCCUCCAUCAGAUAUACUUGUUGUGCUAUCUCAAUGUGGUGGAUCAAACAGAGCUGGGUAUACAGUAGUAUCGUCAAAUUCCAAGGGCAGCAUUCAUCUUGAUGGCCUAUUCAACAUCAUCUCCUAUGACGUAGUCCCUAAGCUACAGAAUCUACUAAUGGCAUUGGAGUUUAAGGUUGUGAUUGCAGAUGAGUCGCACUUUCUGAAAAAUGCUCAAGCAAAGAGGACAACUGCUUCCCUUCCAGUCAUAAAGAAAGCUCAACAUGCAAUAUUACUUAGUGGAACUCCUGCUUUAUCCCGACCAAUUGAGCUUUUCAAGCAGCUGGAAGCAUUGUAUCCUGAUGUAUAUAAGAAUGUUCAUGAAUAUGGUAACCGAUAUUGCAAGGGUGGAAUUUUUGGAGUAUAUCAAGGUGCAAGUAACCAUGAAGAAUUGCACAAUUUGAUGAAGGCAACAGUGAUGAUCAGAAGACUUAAAAAAGAUGUUCUUUCUGAGCUUCCUGUGAAGCGCAGGCAACAGGUCUUCCUAGAUUUGGCUGAAAAGGAUAUGAAACAAAUCAAUGCUCUAUUUCGUGAGUUGGAGGUGGUGAAAGGAAAAAUUAAAGCCUGCAAAUCUCAAGAGGAAGUUGAAUCACUUAAAUUCACUGAGAAGAAUCUUAUUAACAAGAUAUAUACUGAUUCUGCUGAAGCCAAGAUCCCCGCAGUUCUAGAUUACCUGGGAACUGUCAUUGAGGCAGGCUGCAAGUUUCUUAUAUUUGCACACCAUAAGCCGAUGAUUGACUCUAUAUAUCAGUUUCUUCUUAAAAAGAAAGUGGGUUGCAUUCGAAUUGACGGCAGCACCCCUGCAGCAUCAAGGCAAGCUUUGGUUACAGAUUUUCAGGAGAAAGAUGCUAUCAAGGCAGCAGUACUAUCUAUCAGAGCUGGAGGUGUUGGGUUAACUUUAACAGCUGCAAGCACUGUUAUUUUUGCAGAGUUGUCUUGGACUCCAGGUGAUCUGAUUCAAGCUGAAGAUCGUGCUCAUAGAAUUGGCCAGGUGUCUUCAGUCAAUAUAUACUACCUGCUAGCAAAUGACACAGUUGAUGACAUCAUUUGGGAUGUUGUUCAGAGCAAAUUGGAAAACUUAGGACAGGUGCUUGAUGGCCAUGAGAAUACCUUGGAAGUUUCAUCCAGCCAGCCAAGAAGCAGCCCCGCAAAGCAGAAAACACUUGACUCUUUCAUGCCAAGUAGCAGCCCCGCAAAGCAGAAAACACUCGACUCUUUCAUGCCAAGAAGCAGCCCCGCAAAGCAGAAAACACUCGACUCUUUCAUGAAGCGCUGUAAAAACGUGGAUGACUUGGAACAUCAGUCCAAGCUCAAAUAUCCCCGGCACUGAGCCACGCACCCACAUAUACAAAUGUACAGGCACACCCAAAUUGUCCUUUUGACACGGCAGAGGUAUGCGGUAGUAUUUUUCUCAUUUCAAGGCGUGUCCUCUAAUCCCUCCAUUCUGCAGUUGGGGUUUGGCUCCCACCACUUUAAGGGAAGAGGAACCCUCAAAUUAGAGUUAGGAAUUUGUAACUAGAUCCAUUGGAACUGAGAGGCAUGUAGAUUUAUUUAAUAUAAGCCUCUUCCCGUAAAUCAGAUGCUGCUGGAAAACAUCCAAGAGAUCAGAUGGUUUAGCUUGCCAUCCAAUAGUUUUGCUUGUCCACUACGUGGGGGCAAUUGUAUCCAGGGCUUUUUCUUUCUGUCAUUUUUGUUGUAACAUAAACAGCAAAUUUUAAUACGAAUAGACAGGUAUUGUUGAUGUUCACAUUGCUAUAUUUAGUGGCCAAUUUGCAGAGUAUUGUUGUGAA
Molecule: messenger RNA, 2773 nt
Organism: Alnus glutinosa
Lineage: Eukaryota; Viridiplantae; Streptophyta; Magnoliopsida; Fagales; Betulaceae
Exons: 24
Coding region: 106-2313 (735 amino acids)
Biological process (GO): DNA repair; replication fork processing
Cellular component (GO): nuclear replication fork
Molecular function (GO): ATP-dependent chromatin remodeler activity; ATP binding
Source: RefSeq, a predicted model, not a curated record